UUGUUCCGUUUAAAAUAAGGUUUGUUAAUAUUAAUAAGGCUGCACUCCCCCAUUCCGGACCUGCCUAAGCCUUAAAUCAAGCCAUAAAUGUGGGUCAUAAAUGACACCAUUCUCUCUCUUUUCAACUUCUGUAUGUCUGCAUCUACUAAUACUUUCCGACUUUAUUGAAUCACCUAUUGAUUGGUUAUCUGGUCUCGCCCGGAUAACCGAUAAGGUGAACAAUAUCGCCAGACCAAGUACCGGCUACGAUCAGACUAGGUUAGUACAUUCUAGCAGUUCUAACGACAUGGACGGUCACAAUUGGCUUCACUUCAGCCACGGCGCUAUCCCCCAGGCAGCCGUUGUUGCUGGCCACGAUUCCGAUGGCGAUACCAUCUACAUUGGCCGUGCCUUCUACUGCAACGAUAUGCUGCCAGCCAAGAUUAUUCCCAACAAGGGAAAGGCAUAUGUGGCCUAUGCCAACCAGGAAGUGGAGCUGGAGAACUAUGAGGUCCUGAGCGGCUCCAACUACGAGUGGCUGCCGGCGGAGAACGGCGAUGUGCCGGACGGAGCUGUGCGCGUGGGACAGAAUGUCGAUGGAGAGACGUUGUAUGCUGGAAGGGGCUACCAUUCCGGCAGCUUGACCGUGGGCAAGGUGCAUCCAUCCCACGGCUGCCUGUACAUUCCCUACGAUUCCGAGGAGGUGAAAAUCUUUGCCUACGAGGUGCUGUCGCGUCGCAUGGAGGCGAGAUAAGUGCUUCGGUUACUACCUGUUAAUCACAAAUAAAUUCAUUAACUUGUAGUGAGA
Molecule: messenger RNA, 787 nt
Organism: Drosophila serrata
Lineage: Eukaryota; Metazoa; Arthropoda; Insecta; Diptera; Drosophilidae
Product: pfs47 receptor
Source: RefSeq, a predicted model, not a curated record